Molecule: messenger RNA, 1995 nt
Organism: Trypanosoma theileri
Lineage: Eukaryota; Euglenozoa; Kinetoplastea; Trypanosomatida; Trypanosomatidae
Exons: 1
Coding region: 1-1995 (664 amino acids)
Source: RefSeq, a predicted model, not a curated record
AUGCGUGCUAAAAGAGGUCGUCCAAGGAAAGUAAAAGGUGAUGAGGCUGUAAAGAAAAGCGUAGAUGGUGAUAAUGAUGAAUCACCUCUGUUUCCACCAUUAAGUUUGACUUCUAGCAAGGAUGAGGUUCCGCAACGGGGUCAGUUGACCCUUACUUCUUUCGUGUCAUCAACUUCUAGCAGUCGAAUAUCACCAAGAGCAUCCCCACCGCGUUCCACAAGGAAGAUGGAAGAAGAACAGAAACAACAGCAGCAGCAGAGUAAUCAUCCGAAAGAAGAGUUUCUCUUCGAUAAAUCAGUUAGAGAUGCGAUGAAACCUUCUGUGACACGACAGUUUAAAAUGUCAUGGUGUUGGCCAGCAUCCCCCCUACAUAAGGUGGAAAUGAUCUCUGAUAAUUGUUGUAGAAAUGUUGGGUUAACCUCUAUUGUGGAACUACGAGGUGAUCCACAUCUUGAACGUGGGGAACGUCUUGUGGUUCUUAUUCUAUCCUGUGGUCAACGUUUUUUGCUUCCACUAAUACCGGAGCCACGGGAUAGUACUAAGGUACAGGAAACUGGGAUAUUCUGGCGAGUACCAAUGAGAUCAUACCAAGAUCAAGUACCACCCUUCGCUGAGCUUGUCAUUGGUACAGUACAAGAACUUGAAAAAGCUGCAAAUAUUAUUGUGAAUUCAUCAGAGACCGUUGGCUUGAGUAAGAUGAUGAAUGAGAAUAAAAAGAAAGAAUUAGAACGACAAUUACCAAUAGACUCAUUAUCUAAUUUAAGUACAUUCUUUUUUCAAUCUUUACCAUACCGUACACUGUGGUUGUAUCAAUUCCGUAAAUCUCUUAUUAUAUCACUGCCAUGUGAAGAAAGGCUUGUUUCACUUAGUCUAGAGCCGAGCGGGCAAAAGACGCGCAUUUCACCUAGUCUGAUGACAAACGUUAUUAAGCGCACUGCUUCAUUCCGUUUACCUUCUUCUGUUGUUCCUCUCGACCUUAGUGAGGUUUUUGAUCGCCCUUUUCUUGCUGUUGGGACAGUUAGCCAUGGUGUUCUAAUUAUUCUUCUUGAAGGACUUGGUACAUGUGCUUGCAUUGUGAAUCGUAUUGCACUUUCAGGUUUAUCCACUUCAAUGUUUCCAGUGACACGCAUAUGUACUCUAUUUCCUCCUCUUUCUAGUGAGGAGAAGAAAAGCACUACACUUGGAGUAUGGGAGAAAAAGUCAACUGUUGUGUCACAAUCCUUAGAUGGUACCAUUCUUUGUUCAUCUCCGUACGAAAAUCGUACAGUAGUCGUAAAAUGCGCCUCCACAGGAGCUGAUGGCUCUGGAUUUGAAUCACCUCCACCAACAAGGACGGUUGCAAGUUUUCUUUGUUCUGCACCUUAUUGUGAUUCAACUUUGGCUCCUUUGAUUGCAACACAGGAUGGAAAAGUUAUACAAUUUGGGACUGAUGCCACUAUGACGACUAAUUCUAAAGAUGAUGUGCCAGCUUCUACAGAAAAUAAACGUCGUCAGCACUAUGGAAAAUUUGAUGCUGUACAUCCAGAGAUUGUGUAUGAUAACACCGUACGUCCAUUGUUGAGUUCACCUCCAAAUCAUUUUUGUGAAGGAGGUCCUGUUCCGCAAGCAGUAUCAAACUCAACGUAUCAGCCGACAUAUACCCGUCAUUGGUUGUGUAUAACUACUAUCGGUAUGGAGGUUUUGUUACUUGACCGAAAGCUCAUUAAUUACAUAAAGCACAGUACCAUAACUCUUAGUAUUCCAUCAUUUUCUAAUAAACAAACUCCAAAUGAGCAAUGCUAUAAUGAACGGUUGGAAAAGAAAGGGGAAAAUGAGAAUGAGAAUUCUUCUGUCAAAAGUAAUACCCAAACCACACCUGCAGAUGAUGCUACUUAUCGUACUGCAUUAGAAGACGGAGCUACAGGCAUUUCAUGGUUAAAAGUGGAAGACGGUCUAUUGCAGGCAAUUGUGACGCAUCACCAGUGCUUCCUUACUAUAGUGACAUGGAAACCAUAG